AAACAGUUUAAUAAUAAUACUGCAAAACAACAAGAUGAGCAACGUAGUUGAAGAAAUAUCAGGACUCUUCGGAUGUCAUAUUACUGUCAAGAACCAUAUGGAUGGAAAGACUCCGUCAUCCGAACAAGUUGAAAGAUUUUCCAAAUUAUGUAGAGAAGAAUUAAAAUGUAAACCAGUGUUGGUCUUGUAUCCUUCUGAAGAUAAUUAUCCAGUUGAAUCCAUCAGAAAUAGACCACAAGAAUUAAUGUCAUCUUCCUAUCAUAGUGGUAAGAAAUCUGAUGUUUUGAAACACAUUCUUGGUAUGGCUGAUACUAUCAAAAAUAAUGGUUUUGAAUUGUUAAGAGUUAAAUUGGAAGCUAUGGCUAAUUGUAAGAAUAUUGAAAAGAAUUUAAGCUCUGAUUCUUCAAGUGGUAAUGAUAUGAAAUAUUUUGAAUAUCAUACCAAGAUUUAUUUGAGAGGUCAAGAUAGAGUUGCUCAAUUGGCCCAUUUGGAUAGUUUGUUAAUCAAGGAAGAAGUUGCUAGAAGCCAAAAUUUACUUGGUAAACAUUAUGAUAUUUGUGGACAUUUGCUCACUUUCAGAUGGUUUAGCCCAACUCCAAAGGAAGAAUGUGAUACCUUUCACAAGGAAUUUUUGGCCAAACUAAAAACUCAUUUUGAAAAUGGAGGUGGUGAAAUUGAAAUUGCUGAAAGUGAAAAGGAAUUUGCUGUCUAUGAUUCAAAUAUUUUGGUCGAUCAAGGAUGGGUCAGGAUUUCUCCAUAGACUAUUAAUUCCAUAGACUGCAAUUACCCUGAAACCAAUAAUACUACCAAUACUAUGGAAAUUCCAAUCAAUGGACCAAUUCAACCAUUAGAAAGCACAGAGGAUUAAUCCAACCAAUAUUAUGUACCAUUAUCAAAUGAUUCCAAGAAAAUUUACUUCUUGAUUUGUCCCACUAAUUAAUAAAUUUGUAUUAAUUUAU
Naegleria gruberi is the source of this 959-nucleotide messenger RNA. RefSeq lists its product as uncharacterized. The record is from RefSeq and is a predicted model, not a curated record. The transcript has a single exon. Lineage: Eukaryota; Heterolobosea; Eutetramitea; Acrasida; Naegleriidae. The coding region runs from base 35 to 760 and encodes 241 amino acids.